AUGUCUACAUCAGACAAUUGGACACACCAUUAUGAUACUGAAGAAAUCGCUAUCUAUCUUGGUAUACCCAUUCUUUUUACUGGAGUUCUUGGUGGAAUUCUCAAUAUCCUUGUUUUCAUGAGUCUUAAAACAUUUCGACAAAGUUCAUGUGCUUUCUUUUUAACAAUCAUGUCAUUUGUUAAUAUUGGUCAAUUACUAUUAAGUCUACUUAGUCGUAUUAUGAUUACUGGAUUUAAUGCUGAUUGGACAGACUAUUCAUUGGCUUUUUGUAAGUUUAGAAAUUAUUUUCUUCAAGUAUGUUCAUUGACAUCAUAUACAUGUAUGUGUUUGGCAACUAUCGAUCAAUUCUUGGCUACUUCACUUCAUGUUCACUGGCAACAAUUUUUUAAUAUUAAAAAAGCCUAUAGUCUGUGUGUAUUAUUCUUUAUUUUUUGGCUUCUUCACGGCAUUCCAACAUUGAUUUGGUACAAUUUGAGUUUACUACCUACCACAGGAAAAUUAAUCUGUACAAUAACAAACCCAGUUUUUGAGCUGUACAUUGCGUAUGGUUAUUUACUUAUUCUAACUGCUAUUUUACCAAUUUGUAUAACAGUUUUAUUUGGAUUUUUGGCAUAUUGGAAUGUCAGACAAAUACCUUAUCGAACAGUUCCAUUGUUUCGACGUGAAUUAGAUAAACAAUUAACAUCAAUGGUUCUCGUUCAAGUUGUCUUUAAUUGUAUUAUUAUUUUACCAUACAUCAUAUGCCUGUUUCUGGUUGAUACUGUGAAUCCAAAUACUGUGUCAAUCAAUAUUUCUGAUUUGAAUUUUGCCCAAAAUAUUAGCACUAUAAUUUAUUAUUUAUAUUUUGCGGUGAGUAUGAGCAGUUAA
Messenger RNA from Rotaria sp. Silwood2, 867 nucleotides. The record is from the annotation of a GenBank genome assembly. Lineage: Eukaryota; Metazoa; Rotifera; Eurotatoria; Philodinida; Philodinidae.